Molecule: messenger RNA, 1617 nt
Organism: Dracunculus medinensis (Guinea worm)
Lineage: Eukaryota; Metazoa; Nematoda; Chromadorea; Rhabditida; Dracunculidae
Source: the annotation of a GenBank genome assembly
AUGAAAGAAGACGAGAUCCGCUACGAUCGUCAGUUGCGACUUUGGGGUGACGAAGGUCAGCAUUCAAUAGCUCAAGCAGAUAUUUGUGUAUUCGGGUCAUCAGCGUUAGCAUGUGAAAUAUUAAAAAGUCUCGUACUCGCUGGCAUUCGAUCAUUUCUUAUUGUCGAUUCAGAAGUUGUUACGAAUCCCGAUUUGGGAAGUAACUUUUUUAUAGAAAAAACGGAUUUAAUGCAACCUCGAGCCAAAAUCGCCGAAUUAAAUCCAUCUGUGGAAGGCAAAUUUGAUCUGCGAAGUGCGGAACAAUAUAUUUCACAAAAUAGCGAUUCUUUAAGUGAAUUUUCUGUUGUUAUUGCAUCAAAUCUUUUGCAAAGAACUGCAUAUAAAAUUAAUAAAUAUCUAUUUAUAAAAAAUAUUCCUUUUAUUUAUGCAAGGUCUUACGGUCUUGUUGGAUUUGUUCGGAUAUCUGUGAAAGAACACACAGUUACAGACUGUCAUGAUGAAAAUCCUCUUCCCGAUUUGAGAAUUGAUGAACCAUUCGAGGAACUUGCUAGUUUUUCGGAUGAAAUUGAUCUGGGUUCAUUGAAAUAUGAUGAACAUUCUCAUAUACCUUAUUUGAUUCUUUAUAUCAAGGCGCUUAAAGUUUGGCGCGAAAAGCAAGAUCAGAAACAUGCAUUUCCUGAUACUUAUGAGAAGAGAAAGGAUUUUGAGCAAGUAUAUUUGUCUUUGCGCAAACCAAAAGCUGAAGGAAAUUUACAUGAUGAAGAAAAUUUUUCGGAAGGUCGAGCUGCUAUUAUUCGUUCUUUACACAAGACAUGUACGCCAAAAAAAACCCAAGAACUUUUAGAACAUCCGAAAGCAGUCGAUCCUGAUCAUUCCCAAUUUUGGAUACAUGUAGCCGCAUUGCGUCGUUUCGUAUUGCAACAUAAUAAAUUACCUCUUUCGGGGCAAUUGCCUGAUAUGAUUAGUGAUACAAAAACGUAUGUUAGGCUUGCCUCAAUAUUUCGUCAAAAAGCUAUUUGUGAUGCCAAAGAAGUUUAUCGCAAUGUUUGCUCAAUUUUAAACGAAAAAGGUUAUUCGCAAGAGUUUUUCAAAUUCAAUGACUGUAAACAAUUCUGUAAAAAAGCAUCAAUGAUCAGAGUGAUAAAUGGAUCGCUCAUAGAAUCAGAGACAAACAUGGAGUAUCCUGAAUGUUUAAUUGAGAAUAUUCGAAAUUCUAAUUUUUCUCGGCAUCACAUAUCUAAUGUCCUUUGCAUUCCUCCGGUGCUAUGGUAUUUGUUAAUUAAAGCUGUUGAUAGAUUUCAAAUGGAAAAAUCUCGAUUCCCUGGGACGAAUGGUGUACCUUGCAUUAUUGACUCCCAUGAUCUCAAGCAGAGGUUCAGUGCUAUUUUGCAAAGCAGUCAGAUCAUUGAUGCCGCAGAAGUCCUGGAAAAGGUUCCUGAAGAAGUAGUAAGUGAAAUGUGUCGUUAUGGCAAUGCUGAAAUUCAUGUUAUUGCAGCAUUUAUUGGUGGAAUUGUUGCUCAAGAAGCUAUAAAACUUAUAACCCAUCAGUAUCUUCCAUUAAAUAAUAUGCUCAUAUUUGAUGGGCAUACACAACAGGGUUCUAUUUUUUCAUUAUAA